CACGUGCCAGAGAUCGUGGGUGAACGUUCGAGAAGGAUUCACAUCGAAACGCGACAACCGCGCGAUACGCUUUCCGACGCUGGAACGACGUUCCUCUGCCUUCGGCGACAUUCCGGACCCCAUGGCCGUUCGUGCCUGUGCGUUGUUGCGAUGGCAUCGCGUUUGGCCCGAUCGGACAGUUUGCAAACGCACAUGGCGACGGCGAACCGUGCGCUCGCCCCUUGUAGCCCCCGAUGGCAACCGUCUAGCCCAUGGCGAUGCGCGUGGUUUCGCCGGCCAAAAGCCACUGCACCACGUCAUGGAUGAACAAUGAUUGGCUGGCGCAUUGGCUACGCAGUUGACGCAAGCACUGUCCCCUCCAGCCAUGGUAGCCACGAUCCGCAAGCCCGCGCCCGCGUUCACCGCGCCGGCCGUCGUCAACGGCGAGUUUGAAGACGUGAGCUUGUCCGAUUUCAAGGGCAAGUACGUCGUGCUGUUCUUUUACCCGCUCGACUUUACGUUUGUGUGCCCGACGGAAAUCAUUGCGUUUUCGGACCGGAUCGCCGAGUUCCAGAAGCUCGACACGGUCGUGCUGGCGGCGUCGUGCGAUUCCAAGUUUUCGCACUUGGCUUGGAUCAAUCACCCGCGCAACGACGGCGGCCUCGGCCCGAUGAACAUUCCCGUGAUUUCCGACAUCACGAAAAAGAUUGCGCGCGACUACGGCGUCUUGAUCGAGGACGGCGACGACGAAGGCGUGCCGCUCCGCGGUCUCUUUAUCAUCGACCCCAAGGGCAUCUUGCGCCAGAUCACGAUCAACGACUUGCCCGUGGGCCGCAACGUGGACGAAACCCUGCGCCUCGUGCAAGCGUUCCAGUACACGGACGAGCACGGCGAAGUGUGCCCGGCAGGGUGGACGCCCGGCGCCGCCACCAUGGUCGCCAACCCCACCGACUCGAAGGCGUACUUUAGCUCGCAAAACAAGCGCAAGGCCCAUUGA
Messenger RNA from Aphanomyces invadans, 976 nucleotides. Its product is annotated as peroxiredoxin. Gene Ontology annotation, molecular function: thioredoxin peroxidase activity. Lineage: Eukaryota; Oomycota; Saprolegniomycetes; Saprolegniales; Verrucalvaceae. The transcript has a single exon. Gene Ontology annotation, biological process: response to oxidative stress; hydrogen peroxide catabolic process; cell redox homeostasis. Gene Ontology annotation, cellular component: cytosol. The record is from RefSeq and is a predicted model, not a curated record. The coding region runs from base 365 to 976 and encodes 203 amino acids.